AUGGCCUCGCUACAGAUGCACUCGAGCGCCCUGGGCGGCCCCCACGGCCCCGUCAAAAUUACAAAGUCGCGCGGUCGCACCGCCGUCAAGCCCAUCCUCAAGAAGCUACAGUCUCACCACUCAGACCGCGAGUCCCUCGAUCUUGACCGAGGCUGGGACGACCAGCCAUCACCGCGCCUCAGCUCGCUUGAUUUCGGGUCCGGACCUUACGACAGUGACGGCGGUGGCUACUUUGGCUCGUCCAGCCAGUAUGGCGGUAAUGCAGGCGCUGGCAGGACGGCCCGCGACGUAAGCUUCUCACUUGCAUCUGGAGACUACGGCAGCGGCGUGGGAGCCAGAGGCAAAUUCUCGCACGCGCGCUCCACCAGCGGCACCUCCCAUGCCUCCAUCGCCACCACCAACAGCAGCGGGCGCAACGGAGGCUCCUUCGUCCAUCCCUUCCAGCAGACCCCCCAGAUGGCCGCCGCGACGCCUCUCACCUACACGAACCCGCGCGCCUCUUUCGACAACUCGCCCACCAUCACCGAGGACGACGGCGACGACGUCGACCCCUACCCCUCCUACCAUUCCACCGCCUCCUCUGCCAGCCGCCCCGCCGUCUACCAAGCAGCCCAUCUGCAGCAGCAGGGCCAGCGACGGCCUUCGCUUGCCAGCCAGCGCACCGGCUCCGUGUCGGAUGGCGCCCAAACGCUGCGAGUGACAGCAAGCAGAUCCCACUCGGGCUCUGUGCAACGUCUCACCUCGAGCUCGGUGAACCAGAGCCGUUCUGAGCUGCAGCUGAGUACUGCCAACUCGGUCAUUGAUUCACCAUUGUCGACGACGGCACCGCUCACGACUUCGCCCACCCUCUUAUCGUCUACCCAAGGUGGCGCUGCAAGCACCGCGACAACAGUCACACCUGCACAAUCGUGCUCGUCGUCAGCAAGUCCCAUGUCCCCCCUUCGAAGCUCGCUCGAUAUGGGCGGAUUCCGCCUCCGCUCACGGAGCGAGGUCGACACAUUUACCCGCCAAGAGCAUGUUCGUGAGGCGCGUCGCAAGUUUGAGGCCAAGGAACGCGCAAAAGAAGAGAAGUACGCACGUGAGCAGUCACGCAAAGAAGCGCACAAGCAAGAGCGCGGACAGCCCCGCCUACGGAAAGAGAGCCACGGCAGCCAGCCCGGCGCAAUCAACACGGCUGGCCUGCACCGGAGAAGAACGCCCAAGCCCGACGUGGCCACCGAAGAGCCCAACGAGAAGGGCGUGCAUGCCGGCCAGGAAGCCGACGGGAUCCUCGACUCCCAGCCCAGAGCCGACAGCGUGCAAUUCAAGUCACCAAAGCGCACAAAGACGGCCAAGCACAAGACCAUGGGCGUAUGGACAUCGUUUAUGCUUUGGCUCAGAACCCGGCUGCUCAAGCUGGGGAGAUAG
This is a messenger RNA of Purpureocillium lilacinum, 1407 nucleotides long. RefSeq lists its product as uncharacterized. The record is from RefSeq and is a predicted model, not a curated record. NCBI's taxonomy places the organism in Eukaryota, Fungi, Ascomycota, Sordariomycetes, Hypocreales, Ophiocordycipitaceae.